Styela clava is the source of this 4940-nucleotide messenger RNA. Its product is annotated as sodium/potassium/calcium exchanger 4-like. Gene Ontology annotation, molecular function: calcium channel activity; calcium, potassium:sodium antiporter activity. NCBI's taxonomy places the organism in Eukaryota, Metazoa, Chordata, Ascidiacea, Stolidobranchia, Styelidae. Gene Ontology annotation, cellular component: plasma membrane. The record is from RefSeq and is a predicted model, not a curated record. Gene Ontology annotation, biological process: calcium ion transmembrane transport; intracellular calcium ion homeostasis.
UGUUAGAAGAAAAAAUAGCGAUGACAUAGAUUGUUGGAAGUCUUUGUAAGUUGCAUCAGUCAAGUUAACACGUUCUAACUUCAUGUAACAAAUUGCGCAAGAGCAAAAAGAACGAAUCGACAUUUUCCAAGAUGGAUCACGAGGAUGUCAACAAUCUAAGACUGCAUAGAGACAGACAAGAAACUUGGGAAACUUAUCGGUCUCGUUUGAAUAGUACAUCUCCAGUCAGAUGUAUUAAAAAUUGUGUAAAAUCCAACAUGAAUAUAACAAAUUUUAAAGUUCAACGAAGAAGAAAACAAACUCUAUUGAUAAGAAUCAUUUUCAUUGCUACAAUACUUGGGACAGCGUUCGUGUUCUCUCAGUUUAAAAAUCAUGAUCAAUCUAAUUAUUCAAGAAGUUCAACUAAUGGAAAAUCAUUUAGUCAAUUUUCACAAGAAAAACCUGUAUUCCUACGGCGAUUAUUGGAAGAUAGCAGCAAUAACGCUUUUUCUGGUAACGAAAGUGAACAAUUCUCAACCAAUGGGACGGAAAAGCCGUCGAAUCACCACGAAAAUUGUACACCACCAUCAAUCCAUGAAUUUCCGAAAGAUUUAUUUACGGAAGAGCAAAGGCUUCAAGGAGCCAUAGUUAUUCAUUUUUUUGUUUGUUUUUAUAUGUUCAUUGCGCUUGCUAUCGUAUGUGACGAUUAUUUCGUACCAUCUCUUGAUCAGAUUUCAGAGAAAUUGAAACUUACAGAAGAUGUUGCCGGGGCAACUUUCAUGGCUGCCGGAAGUUCAGCGCCAGAACUUUUCAUAUCUAUAAUUGGUGUUUUUGUCGCUCGGGGAGAUGUCGGAGUUGGAACUAUUGUUGGUUCUGCUGUUUUCAAUAUAUUGGUCAUCAUUGGACUGUGUGCUCUGUUCUGUAGUGAGGCAGUUCCAUUGCAUUGGUGGCCAUUGAUGCGAGAUUCGUCUUACUACGGAAUCGCGAUCGCUGUUUUAAUUGCAGUCAUUCAUGACAGCUAUGUAUCAUGGUACGAAUCACUCGUCAUGUUAAUUCUCUAUGUCGGAUAUAUCCUUAUUAUGAAGUUCAAUACUUCUUUAGAACGUUUAAUUAAAGCGGCUAGAGAUAAAACCGUGAAGAAAUUACGAGGGAAAAAGCACAGGAAAUCAAAAGAUAUGGACAAUAAUAGAAAGGAUGCGAGUCCCAUGGAUAGUCUUGAUAAAAAGGACUGCGAGGCGAAACUAAUUAAGAAGAGCUCGUCUGAUUAUCUGGAUGCUGAAUCUUCACAGAAAAUAAAUGGAAAUGCAGGAGAUAGUGAGGAAUCCGCCUUUUUAACUAAAACUUCAAAUGGAAAUUCAUCCAAAUUGGGAAGUGGUGAACCGUUAUCUCCAUCAGACAAGAAACCAAUGAAUGUAUGUGCAACACAGAACGGUACUUCAGUCGUCGCACAACUUACGCCGAUGUCUCCAUCGUUGGUUCCGAUAGACGAGGUUAUUUCUGGUGGUAAUCGUCCAUUGAGGUUUGAAGACGCUGGAUUGAGAUUGAUGAUGUCGAAUACGUUCGCACCUAAAACAAGAUUACGAAUGGCAUGCAAGAUGAUUAUCAACGAGAGGCAAAAUUUAGUUGUUGAAAAAAGUACGUCAGACGGAGCACCAAAAAGAGUUUUAGUCAGACGUAAAACAGAUUUAUCACUGGAUGGGAUAAGCAGUACGCCAGCUAUAAGUGAAAGGGCAACAUCAGACACAGCGGAAGAGGUCAAAAGUAUCACCGAUCCAGACUCGGACGGUGAAUUGAGCAGUUAUACUCAUCCGUUCAUUGUCCCCAGAGACAGUGCUGUCAAGUUUUUAAAGUGGAUGAUCUGCUGGCCGAUUAGCUUUCUUUUUUUCAUUACUAUUCCAAACUGCAGUAAAAAACGUUGGGAGAAAUGGUUUAUGGUCAGUUUUCUUGUUUCAACUGGAUGGAUCAUGGUCUGCUCAUAUAUUAUGGUCUGGAUGGGUACAAUUUGUGGAUAUACUCUCAAUAUACCUGAUUCAAUUAUGGGAAUCACUUUUCUUGCCGCUGGGACGUCAGUACCCGAUACCAUUGCCUCAGUCAUUGUCGCAAGACAAGGUCUUGGUGACAUGGCAGUCUCAAAUUCGAUAGGAAGUAACGUCUUCGAUAUAUUACUCGGAUUAGCCAUGCCUUGGUUUUUGAAGACUGCUGUUGUUUCACCUGGAGAGCUGGUUCAAAUAAACAGCAGAGGUUUAUUGUGGUCAGUUUUCUUGCUUCUAGCUUCACUUUUCCUUGUGAUAAUUUCCAUUCAUCUCAACGGAUGGAAGCUUACGAGAAAGCUCGGAAUUCUUAUCAUGAUCAUGUACUGUGUGUUCUUAACCCUUUCACUACUCAUCGAGUUUAAUGUUUUCUUCGUCGUCAAUCUACCGAUGUGCAGAGACUGAAAAAAUUGUGUUAUUGACGAGUUUAAAUCUAUCGCAGAACAAGCAGAACACUUGUAGGCGUUUGUUACAUUUUGUGCAAUGAUCGGACAUAUAUACCUUGCUGUGAUCCAUAGAUGUCAUUCGAUAAAGAUUAAAGACUUGCAACCAGGAAUACAUCUACUAAUUAAUAAAUUCUAAUUAAAAAUGUGUGAAUAAUUUGUAUAUUAUUAUUGUUUGAUGCCCAUAUCAACUGGAAUUGCUUGGGAACAAAGUUUUUAUUGUACAGUUGUACCUGACAUUACACCAAUAACUAGAUAAUAUUCACAUAAACUCGGUUAAAGGGGUCAAAUCAAACAUUGGUUUGGAAAAAGACUCGUCUACAUUUCUGCAAAAUAUAUUCUCUUAUGCAGGAUAAAUACAGAAAAGCAUUUGUUCUAAUUAUUCAAGUCAGACUUGUUGUACGAGUAUCUUAUGCUGUUAAGUUUUAUAUAAAACUGCAAUUUUUUCAUCUCAAGUAUGCUUGUGAUUUCAUUAUGACAAAUCUUUUGAUAUGAUUGAGGACAAUCGAAUAUGAAUGCGGUACAAUAACUAAUACAUGCGAUCUAUGCUGAAAAUUUGUUGUAAUAAUCAGACCUAUCCAAAUGACUCCAUCUGUGGUUGCAGACUCUUGAUAGAUAAAAAUUUUGACUCUGGUUCCCAACUCAAUAGAUUACGAACAACAGCUUUGGCGUAUCCUUCUUUGAUUGUUCAUUGAAAAUGCUCAGUCAAUUUCAUGCUUUUCGUGUUUUUUUCAAAAAUUUUGAAUUCGAUUAUCACACUUCAGUUUGGAAUUUGAAUGCUGUGCCAACGGCCCUCACCCAAGGUGUAAUAAAUCGAGUAGCCAGUACCGAACCAGAAAGAUUCAAAUUCUUUCAAAAUCCUUAGAUAUCAUUGAAUACUCGAACAAUGCCUUGUUCGAAGCGAAAAUUGUGAAUAAAUAAUUUUAUAAAAAAAUCUAUAGGUAGAUAUUUUUUUCCACAGAUCGAACUUUCAUGGUUUGGACUAUUAAAAUAAUAUGUAUAUAUAUAUAUCAGUUGUGUUAUCUAUUCUCGCUUGUGUGUGAAUGAAAAUGGUUAUGAUUGGACAAUCGGGCUAUUUAAUCUUAUAAUGGCAUUAAUCAUUGUUUUCCUUACAAUCUUCAACGACGUCUAAAUUUUGAAACAAUUGUCUCCCCUUUAAUUAUGUAAAAAUGAACCAUGCAUGACGAAAACUACCCAAACAAGGCAAAUGAAUUUAUUUACCAUAAAAUUUCAAGUGGAAUUAUAUCGCACUACUUGAGAGCUUUUUACUUUGGGACUGUCGGACCUUUGUAACAUCCAGUUUUGUAUUUGCUUGUAAAUUUUCAUACUUCACUAUCCCACUAUACUAAGCACUUAUUUGAAUGAUACAUGUAUCAUGCAUGUUUUUCUGAUUUUUUUCUUUAUUUUUCAGCAUUGUAGCAGAUUUAUUCUUGAUUUGGCAUGGCCAUACGAAAAUUUUAUUGUACUAUACUAUACCUAUGUUAAAGAGAAGCAUGAAUCAAGUCAGUAAGGCAUCAAACUACCUAUGAAAUAAAACAAGAAAGCAAAUUACAUAAAAACAGUUAACUGCUGAUUUUUGUUGACAGCAUUUGGUUAUCAUUUUUUGUCCUGAUUUCAAUUUUAGGGGAAAUACUGUGAUUUUUUUACAUUGUGUAAAUAUACUGAUUAUCACUUUUUUCCUUGUUUUGUUCCUUGCUUGUUUUUUUCUCGUUUCCGGUAUACGAUACUGAUUCUGCUGCUUUUGCGAUGCAAAUUUUUUGUCGUCAAUUGGAACUGUGUGUUUCAUUAAAAAUCUUUUCGAGUUUUGAACCUGAUUAGAUAACGGAUUUUUCUUUUAAUUUUUCUGCUACGGAAAAAUUAUAAAUCUUCUCAAAAUAUUGAAUCCAAUUUUUCCCUUUGUGCACAACUAAUGAAAUACCCGUUAAGUUCUGACCAUUUAUGAUUCGUACAUACUAGGCUUGCUUUUUUAUCAUUUUUAUGUAUGAUUCAAUGGUGGUCAUUCAUGGAGUGUGACAAUUGAGGUUCAUAUCCCUUAUUGUAAAUACAGAUUGUUUUGUUAUGGUCAAUCAAACUUAUAUCAGAAUUGUUUCGAGGAUAUUACCAAUAAAGUCUGAUUCAGUAUAGUUUGUUUAUCCACUGCCGAUUAUAGGCCGAAGAUAUUUAUGUAAUAUAUUGAUAUAUUAUAUUUUGAUUCGGCCUAGACCAAAAACUUUCUACUCCAUCUUCGAACACCAAAUCAAAUUACUUUAAUAAACUGUUAAGAACAUUUAAUGAACCAAAUACUUUGAGUUUCUUUGGAAAAUUCUGACUUAUUUUAUCGCCAUCGAAAGCUCAAAUUCCAGCUAUUCCUCCAUAUUCUUAUGCAGUACAAUACUGAAUAUAUGUGAAUAUUUUUUUGGAUGUGCCAUACCAAAGUGUGAAAUCAGUACAUACUGAAUCGAACUAAACACAUGCUUCCAAUAAUUACACAUAUAUUUACCAGCAGUUA